Molecule: messenger RNA, 1722 nt
Organism: Mixia osmundae IAM 14324
Lineage: Eukaryota; Fungi; Basidiomycota; Mixiomycetes; Mixiales; Mixiaceae
Exons: 9
Coding region: 1-1722 (573 amino acids)
Biological process (GO): regulation of gene expression
Cellular component (GO): nucleus
Source: RefSeq, a predicted model, not a curated record
AUGGACGUCAAGCUAGGUACAGCUGUACAGGUCGACGACAAUCCACGCAAGCCCAGUCCACUCGCGUUGUCCGCGUCAGUCCGGGUCGCUCGAGCCUCGCACACUACACUCGCCGAUACGCCUGCGGUGCGCGGCGGCUGCUGCUCAGCCUCCCUCUUGCUAGCAGCUCGCGAAUCGGCAAUGCGCUUCCACAAGCGCUACAAUGCGUUGCCGCCAGGGGCCUGUGCCUCCGACCGAGCAGAAGCCGAGCUCAGCCUUAGCUUCAAGAGCACGAACGAUCCGUCAGCUGUGCAGGAGAAAGCAGAGGGCGAGAUCCAGGUGAAGAUGUCGCGGCAGCAGCACAUGGAGGCCGACAACCUCAAAGCGAGGCUUAUCGGUGAUUACCUGACCAUGGCGCAUGCUAUGCGAGCCUGUGCAGACUCGAUGACACGCUACGUCGCACACCUCUCGACAAUGCCAGAUCAUGCGCAGACGAUACGAUAUCUCCUCGCAAAUCAGUCCCAGCAGCAGCAGCAGCAGCAGCAGCAGCAGCAGCAGCAUCAUCAUGGCGCAACUGGCGGCAUCGGACCCUCUGCCGCAGCCGCACAAGCUGCCAGCGGAGGCAUGGGCAUGUCCCCCUUUGGUCAGAUGGGUCACACAAUAGCUCCGCAUGGUGCUCCCCAGUCUCACUACGCGAAUCAGUAUUCGAGCGGCAUGAACGGUCAAGACUAUAUGCGUCAGCCUCAGCAGCGAUACGCUCAACAGCAUUCCAUGCAUCCGCCCGGCCAUAUGACCAGCGCUCAUCACGCUCCCCAGAUGGGCCACAAUAGCCACAUCAUAGGGAGCGUGCCUCUGUCUUCGGGGCCAUCAGGCAGCUACAUGGGCUUUCACACACCCAUGCAAGGCAUCACCGGUCUUCCGAGCCAUAGAGAUGGCCACGAAUCUGACGAUGGCUCUGUGCCGGACAAGCGAGCAAAGAAGCGGAAAGUCGCAAGAGAUCCUAAUGCACCGAAGCGGCCACCUUCAGCCUACUUGAUGUUUCAAAACACCGUACGACAGGCAAUGCGGGACGCCGAUCCCAGCAUAGCCUAUAAGGAUCUGCUCACGAAAAUUUCUGAGCGAUGGGCAGGUAUGCCCGAAGAGGACAAGAGGAAAUAUAGCGAACUAGCAGAUGCAGCCAUGAAGGACUACCGAACGCAGAAAGAUAAUUACGAUCGCGGCUUGCAACCGGACGCGAGCCCUCGCUCACCGUCUGACGACUUUGUCCGCUCUUCGGCACAAGCGAUUGCGAGACAUGAUCAACAGAACCAAUCGCUUGAUCAGUCCACGUCGAGCGGUGGCAACGGUCAUGUCCAUCGCGGCAAUCUAUCCGGCGACUUGAGAGAUUCAAGGGCAUCAGUCUUGAGUCAUGGCGAUUCGCCGUCCUCCGAGCCGCACGGUGGUGAUAUGAACAGUCGUACAAUGGGCAUGGUCGCCCCCGCUGACGAUUCUGCGUCGCCCCUCAACGAAAAGGAAACAUUUGCACGCUCUCGGGAGCCUGCGGGCUCCUCAACCCACACGAUGGAGAACCAGCUCUCCACUAACUCUGCUCAGUCGUUCUACGAAGAUCUUGCUGGGUUACAGACGUUCGCCGAAAUGGAAGUGAUCGUUUCGCGCAUUGAGUGUAGCGUUAUAGUAGUGACAGCGAUCCAGUCGCCUAGGAGCGCUUCGACAGACAAGGGACAUAAUUCGUAUGGCUGGUAA